Molecule: messenger RNA, 856 nt
Organism: Ilex paraguariensis (yerba mate)
Lineage: Eukaryota; Viridiplantae; Streptophyta; Magnoliopsida; Aquifoliales; Aquifoliaceae
Source: the annotation of a GenBank genome assembly
GUGAGAAUAGGAAGGAGGACAAGCAGAGAAGAAGAAGAAAGAGGAAGAGAUGGGAAGUAGACUGGGAAGAAGAGUAGUUCACUUUGCUAACCUCCCCAUUAAACUUCUCAUGCCCUCUUCCUUCUCCAACAUCUCCGAAAUUGCCCUCAAAACCAUCCCCUCGGCUUCAAAGAUUGAAAUCAAGAGGGUAUUGGAAUCACUGUAUGGUUUCGAAGUGGAAAAAGUCCGAACCUUAAACAUGGACGGCAAGAAGAAGAAGAGAGGCGGACUAUUGAUUGCGAAACCGGACUACAAGAAGGCCUACGUCACUCUCAAGAACCCUCUUUCAAUUUCGCCUGACCUAUACCCUAUCCGAUUAAUCGAGGAAGACAAACAGAACAUGAAAAAGCAAGCAAAAUCGAGCAUUGUUGAAGACGGAGAAGCUAAGAAGUCACAUUGGCUCCAGGAUAAGGAUGGUGGAAAGUUUAAGGCUGAGACCACUUCCACUGGUGGAUAUCGUGGUGGCGCUAGGUUUCCGUGGACCAGCAUGCGAUCUUCGUCUUCUAGGUAGUUUGGAUUUUGCCGAAAUAUGAGAAAUUAAAUACUUUUUUUUUUUUUUAAAGUGGUGUUGCUUACAUUGGUUUCUACGUGUUUGAUGAUCGGUUUCAGUGAGUUGAUGAUGUUGAGACUUGAGAUGAUGUUAGAUAAUUUUCAAAAAUGUUACUGGUUACUUGCGGUCAUGAGUAUGACAAUUUGUUAGGUACUUUUUGUUUCAUGGCUUAGUAGUUAUGAUCUAUUGGGGUUACUUAUUAUAGCAAUUGAAUUCUAGUUGGUUGGGACACCGUGCGAUUAUUGGAUAGGUAAUGAUUUUUUCAUG